This is a messenger RNA of Anarrhichthys ocellatus (wolf-eel), 3960 nucleotides long. It is a transcript of the gene sstr5, whose product is annotated as somatostatin-like receptor F_48D10.1. Gene Ontology annotation, cellular component: neuron projection; plasma membrane. Gene Ontology annotation, molecular function: somatostatin receptor activity; neuropeptide binding. Gene Ontology annotation, biological process: cellular response to glucocorticoid stimulus; regulation of insulin secretion; neuropeptide signaling pathway. The coding region runs from base 932 to 2242 and encodes 436 amino acids. The record is from RefSeq and is a predicted model, not a curated record. The transcript has 5 exons. Lineage: Eukaryota; Metazoa; Chordata; Actinopteri; Perciformes; Anarhichadidae.
GCUGAGACUGAGACAAUCUGCUCAGCACCACGGACAGCGAACAAUUGGGCGCUCGGACACAAGCUAUCCAUCGAUAUUGGAGAAUUAAAGGCGAAUCAGAAGACUGAACUGAAAACGAGGAAAUUGGGGGAUCUACUACAUUUAAUUUGAUUAAAGACUUGGGCUUUUUCACUGCUUCCCAAAGUAAGCAUGUCCUCGUCUUCUCGUCUCUGAGUAAAUCAUUCAUAGCGUAUGUGUGAUUUAAAAAUGUAGCUUUGCAAUGCAAGUAUUACGAUUAUUGAGAGCAUUACGCUGAGUUGAGAUACUACCAUUGCAGUCAUAACCUACAUAAACAGUACUAUCACCUAUAUUCAUAGCAGGCAUUAUUAUAGAGCUCGUAGUAUUAAAGAUCGGCCGUGCGUAAAAGCUGUGGCACUGUUCCAGCUUGACGCGCAACACAGCGGGUGUGUGUUUGCAGGCUGAGAAUGAGACGUUACUACGUAAAGAGGAGAUAAUAAUUGGUGAUUCUCUACGGUAACAGCAGUGGCUUUCCGUGCUUAAUUACGGACAUGACAACUUGUUAAAAUGUAGGAUACAUGGCAACACAUCUUUGUCUUUGGAGUUGGCUCAUACGCUCCGUUUCCAAUGAAAUAGCACCGGUUCCCAUCUGUGGUCAGAGCGCGCACUCUCUCGCUUGGGCGCCCAAGCACACACUUAAAUGUAAACUCUAAAUUAGAUAUGGGAUGAAAUAGGCUGAACCACUUUUUCUUUGUUUUAAUCUGAUACCUUGUAGUGUGGUUGCUGGUGAUUCUCCUCCUGAUUCUGUUCCAAAUCAAGCAUGGAAUAAACCAGCAUGGCAGAAGUAAAGGUUCUCUUCUAAAUCAGUGAAAACACCAGGGGGACAAAUCUGCAUCUGGACUAUGUGCCAUCAUCUUCCCCUCUGAAACCCACAAUGGAGCCCCUAGACCAGACCUACGGGUUUCCCCUCCCAUCGGACCUCAACUCAUCCUCUGCAGCCACUCCCUUGUCCUUCCUCUUUUCCCACCCCCGCCUCUUCAACGUCUCCUCCAACCUGUCCACGCAAAGCGUUCCCUUUCAGGGCAGCAGCACUCUGAUGACAGCGAUCAUCUCCCUCACAGUCUUCAUGGUGGGCCUGACUGGCAACACGCUGGCCAUCUAUGUGGUGCUGCGCUAUGCCAAAAUGAAGACAGUCACCAACAUCUACAUCCUGAACCUGGCUGUGGCCGAUGAGCUGUACAUCAUCGGGCUCCCCUUCCUCACCACGCAGAACGUGCUCUCCUAUUGGCCGUUUGGCUCCUUCCUUUGCCGCGUUGUCAUGACGGCAGACUCUAUGAACCAGUUCACGUCUAUUUUCUGCCUGACUGUCAUGUCCAUCGAUCGGUACCUGGCUGUGGUUCAUCCAAUCCGCAGCACAAAGUGGAGACACCCCCGCGUGGCCAAGGUGGUGAGCGCAGCCGUGUGGGCCGUGUCCUUCGUGGUGGUUCUGCCUGUGGUCAUCUUUUCUGAUAUUCAGGACACAUUCAACUCCUGCAACAUCAACUGGCCAGAGCCAAAGAACGUGUGGUCGACAGCCUUCAUUCUCUACACCGCCACGGUGGGCUUCUUUGGACCGCUGCUCAUCAUUUGCCUCUGCUACCUACUUAUCGUUAUCAAGAUCAAGUCAUCAGGGGCGCGGGCGGGCUUCACCAAGCGCCGGCGGUCGGAGCGCAAGGUGACGAGGAUGGUGGUGGUGAUCGUGGUGGUGUUUGUGCUCUGCUGGCUGCCAUUCUUCAUCAUCAACAUGGUCAAUCUGGUGGUCAUCAUUCCGGAGUCUAGUGCCACUGCCGGCAUCUACUUCUUCGCCGUCAUCCUGUCAUACGCCAACUCCUGUGCCAACCCGGUGCUCUACGGCUUCCUGUCGGACAACUUCAGACAGAGCUUCAGAAAAGUGCUGUGUGUGAGUAAUGUGAGGUGCAAGGCCAACGGUGUGGAUGAUGGCGACCCCAGCGCUCAGCGCACUGAGAAAACCACAGCACACGAAUGCCUCGUUCUCUCCCCUCGUAACCAGGCCUACCACGACCCCCAGAGCAGCCAGAUCUCUCCUCAUCCUCCAGGCUCGCCGAUCUCCCACACAGCAGCAGACCUGCACCGCUCCUCCCCUACAUGUCAACCUCCAUCCACUUGCCCAGGAAUGGGACCCACCACAGCCACAGCGGCCUCCACAGCAGCCUCCAUGGUACCCUCCGUGGUAACCCUGGCUUAACCUCCAACCCUCACUGCCCUGACUACGUUCUCCUCUCCUGCAUCAUUAGCUCCACUGGAAAACAUCAGGUGUUUCAUGAAUUGAAAAGAGAAGCUGAGGAGGAAACAUAAUAUGAGACUACAGCAGUGAAAGCAGAGGGAUCGGAUCAGCUGAUGCUGUUCUGCAGUUGCAAUGUAAAAAAUCCAUUUCCAGGACUAUUUUCUGAACACUCAUUUGAAAUGCAUUGCAGCAUUUAUGACCCAUUUCAGUGAAACAACCUCAUGAAUAUUUUACAUUUGUUUCAUGUCUCGAUGUGUAUCUCUACCUUUAUGAAUCACCCAGCUGCUCAACAAGUCACAUUUUUCUUUCCAUCCAGCCAUUUGACAUAAGUGCCUUCUGCGCCGCUGUCAGCAGGUAUCCCGGCUCCUAAACGGACAAAGGAACAUUCGCUCCGUACUUCUCUCACUUUCUGUUCAUCUGUUACACAACAUGUAAGAAUAAACUUACUUUUCAGUACCAAAAAUCCCGGAGAGGAGAAGAUUUCAUAUCACAAGUUUAUUUGGGUAAAACAGGCCUUACAGGGUUGUGAUUUAGUCUGAAAGGAUGAUUGGUACUUUCAGAUAAAAAUUUACCUCCUCCAGCAGCUUAAUGCACUAUUUUGUUUCUGUAGUAAAAAGGCAUUUUCCUGUUUCAAACUCCCACUCACUUCUGCUCUUUUCACUGUAACUUAAAUGGGUAAAUUGUGAUGAUUGACGUUGACAUCUGUACAGCUUUGUGGCAAAAGUCUGCUGUAAUCCUUUUUAUAUACUGUUUGUAUUCCAGAGAGCGGCUUGAUUGCUGUUUACCAGCUUCUCAGUCACAGGACAUGCGACUCUGUGUUUUCCUGCCAGCUUUGAACACAGACCUUCUGACCUCUUUGUAUAUAUGCCUUUGAAUUUGUAUCUUUGUGCAUUUGCGUGUCAAGUGUGUGUUUAUUUGAGGCGCCUUGUUUACUGUAUGAUAGAAUACACACACAGCGAAUAUUUCUGAUCAGACUCAACUGGCACAGCCUCCAUUAGCCUUUGAAAUGCUUAUAGUGUAAAUGUGUCCGCCAUGAAGCUUUUAACAGGAAAGGUCAGGGGUUGUUUUUGCGACAGGUGGGAGAGGAUUACUGCACAAAUGCCAAGAAUGACCAUCGCCUGUUGAGGCGAUAUUAUUGCUGAAUGUGAUCAGUGCCAAGUGCGGCCAACCACACCCACGUCGUUUCUGUCGGAUGAGGCAGUGAAAAAGUUCCUUAAAGCUGAACUCCACACGAUGUAUAUUUGCUUUGCCUAAACAUGAGUUCAUCAGACUGUAAACAAACUUUAAAAAACAGGAGACAAUUUGGACAUAGCUUCUCUCUUUGCCACACACACACACACACACACACACACACACACACACUCACCUAGUAUAAAUGUAUGGUAGGACAAAGUAUUUCUUUAUUAACGCUUAUCUAAACAGUUUCUAUUGUCUGGUCUUCAUAUCACAUCACCACAGAACCAAUGUCUCUAUAAUAGCAGUCAUUGUGUUAUUAAGUAAAAGCUGACUGGAAUGAAAUAGUGUUCACGUUAAUGGAAUUAGUUAAAGAGUAAAAUGAGUUUUGUGUUCGGACACGUAGGAGUGAGAAUGAGUCAAAUCUCAAUGGUGGAUGUGUAAUGAAAAAGAAAAUGAAUCAGGGGCUUGCAGUGAGAAGAUGCUGAUCAGGUGAAUAUAAUAAG